Messenger RNA from Microthlaspi erraticum, 591 nucleotides. The record is from the annotation of a GenBank genome assembly. NCBI's taxonomy places the organism in Eukaryota, Viridiplantae, Streptophyta, Magnoliopsida, Brassicales, Brassicaceae.
AUGCAGAGCCUUCGAUCCGUUAUCAUGCAGGCAACGUGCGGUGGAAGAUGGGUUUUGCCUCGCCGUAAUUUCUCUUCGUCCUGCUGCUGCAUUUGCAAAGAGUCAUGUGUGAUUGAAGCACUGAAGAGACGUAAAGUGGAGAGACCUAGCGAGUCUCUCGAAGAUACCUGGGGAUAUUAUGCCGCUGGAGCUAUGCUCUACGUUGGUUCUGCAUUAGUCUACAGACGAUUUAUUCAGCUGGAGUUAGAUGAGUGGGAAAGCUGUCUCCAGGUUUAUUCCAAUUGGCAAAAUACAAGAUAUGCAGCUACCAUUAACGACAUUCCAUUCCACCUCAAUGUUUCUCUUCUCAAGGGGAAUCCAAAUAUAAAGGCAAUACAUUCAUCUAAAGCAGUAGGCGAGCCACCGUUCUUUCUUGCAUCAUCUGUCUUCUUUGCCAUAAAAGAAGCAAUCAAAGCGGCUAGAACCGAAGUGGGUCUCACUGACUGGUUUCCUCUGGAGACUCCAGCCACUCCAGAGCGUAUCAGAAUGGAAGAAAGAGAGAGUGAGAGAGAUAACAGUUUAACAGGUGAAGAAACGAGAGCCUUUAAUUAG